CUUUGGUGUUGCAAGCUGCAGUUGACUUCUCGCUACCACCACGAGGGCCACAACAGCACACCACACCACUCUCUCCGCCCCCAAAAUGGCAAAACUGCACCUCCUCCUCAUCCUUCUCACCCUUCUUUCCCUCACCACCGCCGAGAUCAAGACCGUAAAGAUAACUUCCGAUUCCCGCCCGACGAUCCUCUUCCGGAAAUUCGGCUUCACCCACACCGGCCACCUCUCAAUUUACGUCUCCGCCUCUGCCUCUGCCUCUGCCUCCGCCUCCGUCAACUCCUCUUUCUCCUCCAUCGACCCUUCGCGCCUCGCCUUCUUCCUCCUCUCCGAAGAGUCCGUCAUCCAAGUCCUCCUCGAACUUAUGCACAAUCCCAGCUUCUGCAUCAUCGAUUCCAAAUUCAUCAACCUCCUUUUCACUCUCCGCGACCUCUCACCAUCUCCUACCUCUUCCUUCAACCAAUCCUACCCCGUCACCUUCCCCAAUGAAUACUUCCUCUUCUUCGCCAAUUGCGUCCCUGAAUUACAAGUCACCAUGGACGUCCGUACAGAGCUCUACAAUCUCGAUUCCGGCGCCUCCAAGGACUAUCUCUCCGCCGGGUUGACUCAGCUCCCCUCUCUGUAUUUCCUUUUCUUCCUCAUAUACUCAUAUUUUCUCGGGUUUUGGUUAUACCACUGUUACCAUACCAGAAGAUCAGUACAUCGGAUCCAUUUGCUCAUGACCCUAUUGCUUCUAACGCAAACUCUGAAUUUAGUCAGCUUGGCCAAGUAUAAACACUAUGUAAAGGUCACAGGGACACCCCACGGGUGGAACAUAAUUUUCUACGCAUGUCAAUUCAUUAGGGUUCUACUUUUGUCUACGGUGAUUGUAUCAAUUGGUACCGGGUGGUCGUUUUUGGAACCCUCUAUGCAAGGAAAAGGUGGGAAGAAAGUGUUGAUGAUCGUAAUUCCGCUACAGGUUUUGGGCAAUGUGGCUUCCAUCGUCAUCGGAGAAACGGGUCCGUUUAGAGAAGAUUGGGUGACUUGGAAUCAGGUGUUUUUCUUGGUGGAUAUUGUGUGCAUUUGCACAAUUAUUUUCUCAAUUAGAUCAUCGUUGAGGGAGGCGUCGAAGAUGGAUGGGAAGGCCUCGAGAAAUUUGGGGAAGUUGUAUGUGUUUAAGAAAUUCUUUAUUGUGGUGAUUGGGUACUUAUUUUAUACAAGGAUUGUUGUGUUUGCCGUGAAGAUCAUCGCAGCAUAUAGGUAUCAGGGGGUGACCUAUGCAGCUGAGGAGACCGGAAGUCUUGCAUUUUAUAUGGUGAUGUUUUAUAUAUUCAGGCCGGUGGAAGAGAAUGAGUACUUUGCUCCUGACAAGGAGGCUGCAGAGAUAGCUCUCCGGGAUCCUCUGGUGAAUGCAUGAUCUGGUUGUUCUUCACAUUGCUGCUAAUCCUGUGUUUCAUGAGCGUAUUAAGCACAUCGGGUUCGAUUAUCAUCUCAUUAGAGACAAAAUUCAAAAAGGAAGCUGCCAAACAGCUCAUGUCCUCACACAGUUUUAGUUGAAAGAUAUUUUCAUUAAAUCCUUACCUUCUUAUGUUCUUAAUGCUCAUUUAUCCAAGAUGGGAAUAGUUAAUCUCUAUUCUCCAUCUUGCACCGGGUGGGUAUUGCAGCAUAUCAUAGCUGCAGAAUCAAGUUCAGUGAAGGAGAAGAUCAGCAGAGCAGCAGCAGAAGCAAAGGGAGAAGAAGCUGCAGCUGCAGCUGAUAAAAGUGGAAAUGGAUAACAUCAUUAGUUAGUUAGUUGGUUAGCUAAUAAUUUGUUAGAUAGUUAGCUAAUUUGUUUGUCUCUUGCUGAGUUGUAUUGCUGAACUGGAAGUAGCCACAUGAAGGCAUGUGAAGUCAUGUGCGUAAUUAGUUUGGUUGUUAAGGAUUAUAUAUAAAUACUGUGGUAUGUAAUGAGUACAUUUGAUUGAAUGAGAAGAAUGCAUAAAAAUUC
Molecule: messenger RNA, 1963 nt
Organism: Ilex paraguariensis (yerba mate)
Lineage: Eukaryota; Viridiplantae; Streptophyta; Magnoliopsida; Aquifoliales; Aquifoliaceae
Source: the annotation of a GenBank genome assembly